ACUGCCUCGCCUGCGGACCCUCGCGGAGCUUUGUGCGCCGGCGCCAGUUCCUGCGGCCGGGUCGCCUGCCUGGGACGCUUUUGACCUGAGGACCAUGAACCGCAGCCGCCAGGUGACGUGCGUGGCCUGGGUCCGCCGCGGCGUGGCCAAAGAGACGCCAGACAAGGUAGAGCUAAGUAAAGAGGAAGUAAAACGUCUCAUUGCUGAAGCAAAGGAGAAGUUACAAGAAGAAGGUGGUAGUGAGGAAGAGGAGGCAGGCAGUCCUUCAGAAGAUGGCAUGCAGAGUGCCCGCACCCAGGCACGGCCAAGGGAGCCCCUGGAGGACGGUGACCCAGAGGAUGACCGAACCCUAGAGGAUGAUGAGCUAGCUGAGUACGGCCUGGACAAAUACGAUGACGAGGACAGCCCAGAUGCUGAGACUCUUGGUGAAUCUCUCUUGGGUCUUACGGUCUACGGGAGUAAUGAUCAAGAUCCAUAUGUUACUCUGAAGGAUACGGAGCAAUAUGAACGAGACGAUUUCUUGAUUAAGCCCAGUGACAAUCUCAUCAUUUGUGGCCGAGCUGAACAGGAACAGUGCAACUUAGAGGUCCACGUUUAUAAUCAAGACGAAGAGUCAUUUUAUGUGCACCACGAUAUACUCUUGUCUGCAUAUCCUCUGAGUGUGGAGUGGCUGAAUUUUGAUCCUAGCCCAGAUGCAUCUACUGGAAAUUACAUUGCUGUGGGCAACAUGACCCCUGUUAUUGAGGUGUGGGACUUGGAUAUAGUGGAUUCUUUGGAGCCAGUCUUCACACUUGGAAAUAAGCUUUCCAAAAAGAAGAAAAAAAAAGGAAAAAAGAGUUCCUCAGCAGAAGGGCAUACUGAUGCUGUCCUUGACCUUUCAUGGAAUAAGACAGUCAGAAAUGUGCUGGCAAGUGCAUCAGCCGAUAACACUGUGAUCCUUUGGGACAUGUCCGUGGGGAAAUCAGCAGCGCGGCUUGCCAUACAGACAGACAAGGUCCAGACUCUGCAGUUUCAUCCAUUUGAAGCACAAACUCUCAUUUCUGGGUCAUAUGAUAAGUCAGUGGCUCUGUAUGACUGCCGAAAUCCAGACAAAAACCACCGCAUGUGGCGAUUCAGUGGGCAGAUUGAGAGAGUGACGUGGAACCACUUUUCACCUUGUCAUUUUUUGGCCAGUACAGAUGACGGCUUUGUAUAUAAUCUGGAUGCACGUUCAGAUAAGCCAAUUUUUACACUUAAUGCACACAAUGAUGAAAUUUCUGGUCUUGAGCUGAGCAGUCAGAUCAAGGGCUGCCUUGUGACUGCAUCAGCAGACAAGUAUGUGAAGAUCUGGGACAUCCUAGGAGACAGGCCGAGUCUCAUUCAUUCGAGAGACAUGAAGAUGGGAGUUCUCUUCUGUUCUUCCUGUUGUCCUGAUUUGCCCUUUAUUUAUGCCUUUGGAGGUCAGAAAGAAGGGCUUCGGGUUUGGGACAUAAGCACUGUUGCUUCAGUAAAUGAAGCAUUUGGAAGACGCGAGAGGCUCGUUCUUGGCAGCACAAGAAGCUCAUCUGUUAGCGGCCCUUAUGGGAGUCCACAGACACCAAUGGAGUCCUGAUGGAGGUUGUGAUGUCCUGGCGAGCUCACUGUAACCAUUUCAGAAGGCUGGCUAAAAAUGUUCUAUGUGUACCCAUAGCCAGUGAUGGAAACAAAACUCAUCUUCUGCUGCCUGACAUUCCCCUCUGCAGCUUUUGGUGGCAGGCCAGAGCCCCGUGUUGGGUGCUAUAGAGAGUUGUUGCAUUUCUUCAAAAUGAUAGUAAAAAGGUUUUUUGGGUUGUUUUUUUUUUUUGGUCUUUUUGAGACAAGGUCUCCCUACAGCCCUAUCUGGCCUAGAAUUCACUAUGUAGACCAGGCUGGCCUUGAA
Molecule: messenger RNA, 1897 nt
Organism: Nannospalax galili (Upper Galilee mountains blind mole rat)
Lineage: Eukaryota; Metazoa; Chordata; Mammalia; Rodentia; Spalacidae
Gene: Pwp1
Product: PWP1 homolog, endonuclein
Exons: 15
Coding region: 95-1591 (498 amino acids)
Biological process (GO): rRNA processing
Cellular component (GO): nucleus
Molecular function (GO): protein binding
Source: RefSeq, a predicted model, not a curated record